Molecule: messenger RNA, 599 nt
Organism: Oppia nitens
Lineage: Eukaryota; Metazoa; Arthropoda; Arachnida; Sarcoptiformes; Oppiidae
Product: tRNA-uridine aminocarboxypropyltransferase 2-like
Exons: 3
Coding region: 171-599 (142 amino acids)
Source: RefSeq, a predicted model, not a curated record
GUAUGGAAUGAAUGACACAAAACAAACAAAAAACAAUCGGUUUUAUUGCUAUUCAUUUAAAACAUAUGUAUUGUCUUUAAUAUUAUUGGAUCUAAUAGUUGUUAUUAAUAUUCAUAUCAUAUAUGUGUUGACAUAUAUCCCGACGCCAACCGAUACUAACCAUUCCGUAUAUGGACGACACCGACGACAAUCUCGAUACUGUUCUGCAAGAGUUUGCCGACAUUGGCGCCGAACCGCCAAAUAAGCGACAAUUGUGUCCGAAAUGCAGUCGGCCAAUGAGGGUGUGUUGGUGUCCACAUCUGACCGAACGACUAAUUGAGACCAAAAGCCGUGUCGUAAUACUUCAACAUCCGAAUGAAGAGAAACGAUGUCUUCGGACGGCAAAGAUUCUCGAGUUGAGUCUCGCCAGCGGUCGGUGUCUUGUGAUUAGAGGCAAACGAUUUACUUCGUAUAAAUAUCCAGUACUUAAGGAACUAAUCGAUGGCCAGUCGGUGAUGACAACAAACGGCUGCGAAACUAUUGCACGCAAAACGGUUGUCGUCUAUCCAGGAAUUGACAAACAUCAAAGUUGUGUCGAUUCAUCAAAAAAUUUCAAAUAA